UGCAUGGAGAACUUCGCAAAGACUUUGCUUAGCCGGCAGGAAAGCGAGUCAACCGAGGGACGCUCUCUUCUUCGUUACUUCGUGCACUCGCUCGAACUGGGGACAAUUGGGUCUUGGGCAGAGCUCCAAAGGGUCAUGGAAUCGACCGUCUUCGUCCCCCCCGUAAGCUGUCCGGAAUUUCCACUCAUGAGCUAAGAAGCAGUUAACCAGGUUGCUGUCAUAAUUUUCUGUCUAGGAAUUAAGGAAUGUUCAAUGGAAAAAUCCAUGGGAAGCAAGGGCAAGAAUCUUGCAAGAUUAGUGGAAGAAAAGGCUUGUUCAAAGAGGUUGCAGCAAGAGGAAGAACAGAGGCGAAUUCCUUAUCUUCCAAAGGACUGCAUCACUAACAUCCUCCUCUGUCUCCCUCACAAAUCCCUCCUCAGGUCGAUGCUUGUUUGCAAGUCUUGGAGAGAUAUCAUAAAGAGCCUCAAUUUUGUUCAUGCCCAUCUUCAUCGGUCUGACACCAUCCUGAUUUUUCUGUCUAGGCUUCCAGCACCUCACAAUAUUUACUCUGUUUUAACAUCCAGGCCGCCUGAUAACCCAAACUAUUUCUCAAUUGACACAAACUAUUUGCAAUCACAGAACAUUCCCAUCUUAACUCAGCCUGCCAUCCAUUAUCCAAGAAAAUCCUGUGUCAAGUUUAUGGAAUUUAGCAAUGGGAAGUGCGAGGAAAGAGACUACAAGAUAAGCUGCUUGGGCAAGAUAAGAGCAACUUGCGAUGGUUUAAUCCUGCUAGAGAACAGGAUAAAGAAAGGUGGGUUGAUAGUCUUGAAUCCCGUGACCAGAAAGCUCGACCCACUUCCUUUAGGCACUCUCUGUCCUCCGCAUAAUGAAUCUUAUGGUUUUGCCUUGAGCGAGGUCUCCGGGGUAUAUAAGGUAGUGCACUUAUUCAGAGACGAGCUGAACUACUUCCAUUGUGAGAUUCUUAGUCUCGGAACAAGAGUGUGGAGGCCACUUGACGGACCGGAACCUGGGCUAUUCGGUUGGCUAGGGUACAGACCAGUUUUUGCUAUAGGAUAUCUGCACUGGGUUCCUUUCGUUGAUCACAGUGAUUACAUAGUGUCCAUGGAAAUGGACAGCGAGAAGUUUCAUAAAGUAGCGCUCCCUACAAGCUGCAGAACACAUGACCGGAUUCUUGAGAUACGUGGUUCCUUGUGCUUCAUUGCUCAUGAAGAGAUGACCCAGAUCAACAUCUGGAUGUUGGAGGGAUUGUCAGGGCAUGCGUGGAAACAGACGUGUUCCAUCACCAUGGGUUGCACGUUUGACAUGGUUCCGCUACUGGGUUUGAAGAUGAGCGGAGAUAUCAUUUUUGAGCGUGAUGAAGAUUACUCGCUGUACCGAUAUCAUUUCGAGCUCAAAGAAAUAAGGAGGAUCGAGGUGCAAGAGAACCUCGCCUUGUCAUCGAAUUCAUAUUUUGCCCAUGUCAAUAGCUUCAUCUCCUGGUGAUGCUGCAGAGAAGACGCCGGCUUUGCUGUGUCGUUGAUGGAGGUCUGAUACAAUGAUACUACUUGACUUCUAGCAGCAUAUGAUCUGAUGGGGUUUGAGACCCAUAUGAAAGUUUAUUGAUUAGUCAUUGCUGAAGCCGAUUUUGUUGUAUAUACAUGGUUCACUAGGCCUGGCUCGGCCCACUCAGAGGCGUUAACUAGUCCUUAGAACUCACCCGUGUGUGCCGUUACUUUUUGUGUCUUUCUUUUCGAGUGAGCUUCAGUAUCGUUGUUAAAAUCAAACAUCAUUGCUUGAAGUUGAAACAUGUUUGAAAUUUGUCUAUAUUGUGAACCUGAGUGUUGUGAAAA
Messenger RNA from Eucalyptus grandis, 1829 nucleotides. RefSeq names its product F-box/LRR-repeat/kelch-repeat protein At1g09650. Gene Ontology annotation, molecular function: protein binding. The transcript is spliced from 2 exons. The record is from RefSeq and is a predicted model, not a curated record. Lineage: Eukaryota; Viridiplantae; Streptophyta; Magnoliopsida; Myrtales; Myrtaceae. The coding region runs from base 253 to 1482 and encodes 409 amino acids.